Messenger RNA from Mesitornis unicolor (brown roatelo), 1197 nucleotides. It is a transcript of the gene SMARCD2, whose product is annotated as SWI/SNF related, matrix associated, actin dependent regulator of chromatin, subfamily d, member 2. The transcript has 12 exons. The record is from RefSeq and is a predicted model, not a curated record. The annotation marks the transcript as partial. Lineage: Eukaryota; Metazoa; Chordata; Aves; Mesitornithiformes; Mesitornithidae. Gene Ontology annotation, cellular component: SWI/SNF complex; nucleus. Gene Ontology annotation, biological process: regulation of transcription by RNA polymerase II.
CCCGGGGCCCCCCCGCCGCUGGCCACCCAGAGGAGAGGGGUGAAGAGGAGGAAGAUGGCUGACAAGGUCCUGCCGCAGAGGAUCCGGGAACUGGUCCCAGAAUCCCAGGCCUACAUGGACCUCCUCGCCUUUGAGCGCAAGCUGGACCAAACCAUCGCUCGGAAGAGGAUGGAGAUUCAGGAGGCCAUUAAGAAGCCGCUGACGCAAAAGCGGAAGCUGAGGAUUUACAUCUCCAACACUUUCACCCCGGCCAAAGAAGAAGGGGAGGGCGGCGAACGCGUGGCCUCCUGGGAGCUCCGCGUGGAGGGCAAGCUGCUGGAGGACCCAAGCAAGCAGAAGAGGAAGUUCUCGUCCUUUUUCAAGAGCCUGGUCAUCGAGCUAGACAAAGAGCUGUAUGGGCCAGACAACCAUCUGGUGGAGUGGCACCGGCUGCCCACAACCCAGGAGACCGACGGCUUCCAAGUGAAGCGUCCCGGCGACGUCAAUGUGAAAUGCACGCUGCUGCUCAUGCUGGAUCACCAGCCACCGCAGUACAAACUGGACCCUCGCCUGGCUCGCCUGCUCGGGGUGCACACCCAGACCCGUGCCAGCAUCAUGCAGGCGCUGUGGCUCUACAUCAAGCACAACAAGCUGCAGGACAGUCACGAGAAGGAGUACAUCAACUGCAACCGCUACUUCCGCCAGAUCUUUAACUGCAUCCGCAUGCGCUUCUCCGAGAUCCCCAUGAAGCUGGCGGGGCUCCUGCAGCACCCGGACCCCAUCAUCAUCAACCACACCAUCAGCGUGGACCCCAAUGACCAGAAGAAGACGGCCUGCUACGACAUCGACGUGGACGUGGACGAUCCCCUGAAAGCUCAGAUGAGCAAUUUCCUGGCUUCCACCACCAACCAGCAGGAGAUCGCCUCCCUGGAUGCCAAGAUUCACGAGACCAUCGAGUCCAUCAACCAGCUGAAGACGCAGCGCGAUUUCAUGCUGAGCUUCAGCAACAACCCGCAGGAUUUCAUCCAGGAAUGGAUCAAAUCCCAGAGGAGAGACCUCAAGAUCAUCACGGAUGUGAUCGGGAACCCUGAGGAGGAGCGGCGAGCCGAGUUCUACCAGCAGCCCUGGGCGCAGGAGGCUGUGGGCAGACACAUCUUCGCCAAGGUCCAGCAGCGUCGGCAGGAACUGGAACAAGUGCUCGGCAUCCGCCUGACCUAA